Molecule: messenger RNA, 3814 nt
Organism: Dunckerocampus dactyliophorus (ringed pipefish)
Lineage: Eukaryota; Metazoa; Chordata; Actinopteri; Syngnathiformes; Syngnathidae
Product: carbohydrate-responsive element-binding protein
Biological process (GO): regulation of transcription by RNA polymerase II
Cellular component (GO): nucleus
Molecular function (GO): DNA-binding transcription factor activity, RNA polymerase II-specific; RNA polymerase II cis-regulatory region sequence-specific DNA binding; protein dimerization activity
Source: RefSeq, a predicted model, not a curated record
AAGGUUACCUAAAACUGAAAAAUAAUGUGAAUUUAAAAAUGAUACUGUUUCAGGGACCACAAAACGGGUCAACAAUUUAAAGCUGUUCUGCAGAAAUGGAGGUUGAUCAAGCCUUGGCAGUUGGUGCAAUCCAUUCCUAUGGGUCCUCUGAGUUCUGGAGUACUUACUACCUCCUCUGUCUGCAUAAAAACAGUGUUGGGAACAUCCUGUGGUACUAUACCCUCAUGAACAUCAGCAUUGUACUGAAGAAAGUCAUUUGUUGCUACAAAAAUGGCAAGAAAAAAGGGAAUUGACAGUGGAAGAGAGAUGGACCAUCUUAUCAAAAUGUAACUUUUUUCCUCCAGAGAAAUUGGAGUAUUCUAAAACGUCGGACCGGUAGUGUAUAUAAUUAAAAAAAUCUAUUAAAACCAAUACUAAAAUGUAAAUAUAAAUACAUUAAUAUUAAACACACAAAUAGAAUAUUAAUUUCAUGAAAUGUAUCUGAAAGGAGAGCAUGAGUACGUUUUUAAGUCAAAUUCAUAUUCGGGGUUUACGUCCGCCCCUAGCUCCGCCCCUGGAUGUUAAUUAGGUCUAUCAAUAAUUACCACCUCUGGCUCCGUAAGGACUUUAACACCAUGGAAGUAGAUUGAAUUGUGUUACACAACCAUUCACUCACACACGGACGAUCGCGGUUGACUUGGUGUCCACUAACCCGGGACUGCACGCGUUUUCAGGAGAAGGAGGAGGGAGAGGACCAGGUCCCUUCCUACAGUAGUUUGACCACGCAGGCUGAAAACGCGGCAUGGCGGCUAAAAGCAGGCUUGGUCCACUCUCGGCGAGCGACCUCCGCGACUCUUCCGAGUCAGAGCCGGAGGUGGAACACCUUUGGACGCCCGUCAGCGGUUUGGCCUACGGGCCUUACCCCUACACGCAGGUCAUCCACAGCGGACACUUCAUGGUGUCGUCACCCCACAGCGACGCGGUGCCGCGCGGGAGGAGAGGCGCAGGGUGUCCCGGGUACGACUUUGACACGGUGAACCGGACCUGGUGCCAGACGUACCGCUACGGCCCGCUCAGCACGCGCAGCCUGAGCAUCGACCCCACACUCACGCGCUUGUUUGAGUGCAUGUCCCUGGCCUACAGUGGGAAGAUCGUUUCUCCCAAGUGGAAGUCUUUCAAGGGUCUGCGGUUGCUGUGGAGGGACAAGAUCCGUCUAAACAAUGCAAUCUGGAGAGCGUGGUUCAUCCAGUAUGUGGAGAAGAGGAAGAACCCAGUGUGUGGCUUUGUCACCCCAUUGGAAGGAUCUGAGGCUGAUGCACACAGAAAGCCUGAAGCGAUAGUCUUAGAGGGCAGCUACUGGAAGCGACGGAUUGAGGUCGUCAUCAACGAGUAUCACAAGUGGAGGAUAUAUUACAAGAAGAGACUUCAGAAGGAGAAGGAUGGCAUUUUAUCAAUGCUGCAGGAGGGCCAAAUCUGCCAGGCAAAGCUGGAUAAAUGGUCCAGUCAGAUGUAUCCAGAACCUGAGGCUGCACCUGCAGACACACACAUCUUUGACUUGGACUACCUCCUCUCCGACAUCUCCGACACCCUGUUCACAAUGACACAAAAGCCAUCUCCCUGGGCCAGCGAGCGGCAAAACACUUACACUACCAAUGCUGAUAUGAUCCAGCCGGGCCUGACGCCUCUGCAGCCCAACCUGGACGAUUUCAUGGAUAUACCAGAUAUCUUUAUGAACCAUCGGGGCCAACCGUAUGAGCAGACAGCCGGUUUUGCAGACUCGGGCUAUUUUGAGAGUUCGUUUGCCCUACCAGCCAUGCACACAGCUCCUCAGCUCCUCAGCGACACCCAGCCUACUCAGGCCGAUUUGGCUCAGGCCUCAACAUCUAAUACGGAGAGAGUUCGGACCAGACUGGGCCAGGAGUGUGAGGAAUACCACUCAUCCAGCAUCACGGCAUGCGCCAUGCCAUACGGACCCCAUUCGUACGCCGACCCCCUCGUUUCGGCGCAGUUCACCACCACCGUGGAUCAUGUGGUUUCCACAGCCAUCCCUCUCCUCUACCCGCUUGCGUGCCACAAGUUUGGCUAUCACACGACGACCACCGGCGUGACCCCGACCGUCAUCACUCACACCGCCUCCACCGUGGCCCACAGCUUCCCUCAUCCAGGGGACACAUACCCCCAGCCUCCAUGCCAGUCUGUCAGCUACCCACCCGUCAUGUCUGAUCCGCUCCAUGCAGCCCGGCUCCUGGCUGCUUCCGGCUGCUUCCCAGCCCCUCAACAAGUGGCGACUACGGAAGAGGGGAAGCACAAGCAAAAGAGAGGAGGAGUGAGGACAGCUGUUCAUCCUGAGGGUCUGUCUUAUCCCUUGUCCGAUGGCACAGCCCCCACGAGCUGCCUGGCUAAGCUGCUCUCCACAGGUGCCCUUGAGCUUGGGUUUGAAACUAGUCAUGUGACAGUCAAAGGUCAGAAGACAUCAUCUCCCAGCUCUUUGGCUACCUCCGGCAGCGGAGCUUUAUCUCACCUGCAGCACGGAAACAGCUGGCAUCCAGGGAUCCCGGUGCUGACGCCUUUGCACAACCAGACUUCAGCUGAGGGUCACAGUGGAACACACAGAAGAACCUCCAGUGUCCGUCUGCUCACUGAUGACGCCGCACACGCCGGCACGGCCCUCCUCAUUCCCAAGACCGAACUGUCACCCGUCCAGCUCUACGACACAGAGAGGAGCAGGUUCACAGUUGAUUUUCCAGGAUAUCCAGGCCAAUCAUCAACCCCCGUUCCUUUAGACAAAGCCGCUCAUCCAGAAUCUGGUUAUGGAAAGAUGGAAUCAAGUAAGCAAACGGAGAUCAGGAGGGUAACUCACAUCUCAGCCGAACAGAAGAGGCGUUUCAAUAUCAAAAUGGGAUUUGACACUUUGCACAACCUCGUGACGACACUCAGCUCUCAGCCAAGCAUAAAGAUCAGCAAGGCCACCACGCUGCAGAAGACCGCAGAGUACGUGGGAAAAAUGCAGCAGGAGAGAGCUCUGUUGCACGAGGAGGCACAGCGGCUCCGAGAUGAGAUCCAACUUCUGAACUCUGCCAUCAAUUCAUGCCAGCAGCAGCUGCCAGCCACCGGCGUGCCCAUCACACGGCAGCGCUUUGACCACAUGAGGCAAAAAUUCAGAGAGUACGUCCGGGCGCAGACUCUGCAAAACUGGAAGUUCUGGAUUUUCAGCAUCAUCAUCGAGCCGCUGUUUGAGUCCUAUAAUGGAAUGGUGUCCACUGCCAGUGUGGAGCAGCUGUGCCAGUCCACUCUGUCCUGGCUGGACCAACACUGCUCUCUGCCUUCGCUAAGACCCAUGGUCCUGAGUUCACUCCGUCUCCUGAGCACCUCUACGCCCAUCCUGACUGACCCAAGCCUCCUACCAGAGCAGGCCACCCUCGCUGUCACCCAGGGUGACCCUGCUGUUGCCCCGGACCACUCCAUACAGCACGCCCCUCAAGACAAUACACGCAACCUGUGACUGAAAUGUGUCAUUACCCAGCUGCUAAAAAAAACCCAAAAGUCAUUUGAAUUCUAGGAACAGAAACUUGUAGUAUAUUUCCAGUGGUACCUAAAGAAUGUCUAGAAGGAACUUUUGGUAUUACUCCAGUUUUCUAUCAAAAGAUUUCAUGUUUACGUCCUUGUAUCAGUAAGUGUUCAUAAUAAAAACAGCAUCUUGCUUAAUUCAAGGGGUCAAAAUUAGUCCUAGAGUAAAAAUUGCAGGGGUGUCCAAAGUGCAACCCAGAGGCCAUUUUCAGCCCUUAGCUUGUUUUUUUAUAGGCCCUCCGCGUUUUGUAAAAAUAAAAUAAGAUCA